UUAAAUCGUAAAAAUGCAUUUUAUAAUUUUUUUACUUGUCACGAGCAUUCAAACAUGGAAUAUAGCUGGUAAUUAUUACUCUGACUGCACUUAUGAGAAUACCUAUAAUUUACCUGAUGAGUAUACAGCUUCAGGAAUUCUUGCAUUUGGUGAUUCCAUGCUUGAUACAGGCAACAAUCUCUAUAUACCAUUAACUCCUUUAAAAUCCAAUUUUUGGCCAUACGGUAUCGAUUUUACGGUAACAUAUCCGUCCGGCAGGUUUUCUAACGGAAAAAUGCUACCCGAUCUUCUAGCAAGGUAUUUAGGAGCAUGUGCCCUAUCCGAUAUUAUUUUACCUUAUUUAAGUCCAAAUAUACAACCUCUAAAUCUUCUUGAUGGAUUAUCUUUUGCUUCGGCGGGCGCAGGAUAUGAUAUUUUAACAAGCACUUUGAAGUCAUCUAUAUCAUUAGAAGAUCAAAUAAAAAAUUUGAAAGAUUUUAAUGUGAAGUUGUCCAAAACAUAUGGUAAUUUAUCAAAAGAGAGCUUCUAUAUCAAAGCCAUGGCUUUUGUGUCAGCAGGCACUGAAGAUAUUAUCAACUAUUUUCCUUCAAGUUCCAGGAGUGUCCAAUAUGAUAUUAAUGCCUAUACUGAUCUCUUAGCACAAACUUCCUUUAAUUUUGUCAAAAAUUUAAUUGAUCAAGGAGUAAGAAGGAUCGGAGUUUUUGGAGUACCACCAAUUGGAUGUUUUCCAUUAUAUAGAAGUCCAGGAUUAUGUGAUGAAACUCUGAAUAAGGCAGCACUUUUAUUAAAUUCUAAAUUGUCUCACAAAUUGGCUGAUCUUGGUGCCGAAAGCCAACUUAAUAGCACCCAAAUUGUCUUUAUGAAUAUUUACGAGGACUAUAUGAGACUUAUCCAAAAUGGAACAAAAUAUGGUUUCGACAUUGUAACUAAAGCAUGUUGUGGAAUAGGAAAUUCAGAUACUAAAUAUUUAUGUAAUAAAAUAAAUCCGAGCCUAGGUGACAUGAAAGGACUUAGCUAUUUAUUUUAUGAUGGCCAUCAUCUUACAGAAAAAGGAUACAGUAUACUUGCUUUAUUUAAUUUCGCUAAAUAUAUGGACAAAUUUACAAAACCUUAUUGAAGGAAAUCAUAGUAUAGUUUUCCUCAAAAACAAAAAUAAAAAAUAUUAGUGAAGUUUCUGAUCAGAGGAAUUUUAAGAAAAUUUCACUUUAGACAAAUUUUUGUAAUUUUUUUUGUUUUAAUAGUUCUAAAUUAAAUUGUAUUACUUGUUUAGUA
Mercurialis annua (annual mercury) is the source of this 1272-nucleotide messenger RNA. Its product is annotated as GDSL esterase/lipase At3g14820-like. Gene Ontology annotation, biological process: lipid metabolic process. Gene Ontology annotation, molecular function: lipase activity. The record is from RefSeq and is a predicted model, not a curated record. The coding region runs from base 14 to 1117 and encodes 367 amino acids. NCBI's taxonomy places the organism in Eukaryota, Viridiplantae, Streptophyta, Magnoliopsida, Malpighiales, Euphorbiaceae. The transcript has 5 exons. Gene Ontology annotation, cellular component: extracellular region.